UUGAAAGUAACAACAGUACGACAGCAGCUACGAAUAACAUCAUUGUGAUGGUGAUCGAUGGAUUGCGUUCAGACAUGAUCUCAUCGCCUAAGUACUCUGAGAAUUGGCCGAUGCUGAAAAAGAUUAUGCAACAGGGGAUUGUGGAGUGUUCCACAACAACACUGUCAUAUCCUACUGUCACUGGACCACGACUGAAGACUAUGGCUACGGGCCGCCUGUCAGCAUUCCUUGACGCCAUCGAGAACACUAAAUCGUCAGUUGUGACGCAGGAUUCGUGGGUUCAACGCCUUUUCGACAGACGCAAGCGUUUGGAGCUCUAUGGGGAUAACACAUGGCUCAAAUUAUUUCCAUACGCGUUCACCCGAGCCGAUGGCCUGUCAUCCUUUUUUAUAACGGACUUUUACGAGGUUGAUUCAAGUGUGACCAGACACAUUGACGACCGUAUUCCAGCUGUCACUGAAUGGGAUGCAAUGGUGUUACAUUAUCUCGGCCUGGACCACAUUGGACACGUCGAGGGCACCCGAGGAGCCAACGUGGCCCCUAAGCUGCGCGAAAUGGACGGUGUUGUGUGGAAAGUCUAUCAGCACUUGGUCAGUUCUUUUAUAUACGUCGUUUUUGAGUUAGAGAAGCCGUGCCGCGUCUCUUUUGCUUGA
Messenger RNA from Dibothriocephalus latus, 653 nucleotides. Lineage: Eukaryota; Metazoa; Platyhelminthes; Cestoda; Diphyllobothriidea; Diphyllobothriidae. The record is from the annotation of a GenBank genome assembly.